AGGGUUAACAUCCGGGUUACACCGGAAGUACUAUGUUCACACACACCCCUGCCAUUCAGUAGCAAAACAACUCUACAUGCUGCUAACCAGCUAUAGUUCACAACAUGCAGAUAAUAUUCUGUUAUUUAUCUAAUCUGACAACCUAAACCCACGUCGGAAAUAAUUUGUCCAGUCAACCUUUAGUCUACUAUUUGUUUAAGCUGAAAGCGAAUGAGAGGAAAUGGGGAGAGCUAAUGUUAGCUGGAUAUGCUAGCUAGCUACUGUUAGCCGUGAUGGCAGCACCAACUCCUCUGGUUUCUGCUCCUGUGAUAAGUCAAAAGCAGCGCAAGGCUGUCCUGAGGAAAGAGAGAAGAAAGCGUAAACGCCAAGCUCUCGCCCAAGCCAAAGAAUGUGGUUUAAAAAACGGGUCUGAAGAAGAAAUAAAUGAUGAAGACGAUGAGGACAAUGUUGCAGCAGAGGAAGAAAGACUGCGGCUUCAUGAAGAGUGGUUGGAAAGAGAAAGACUUGCCCAGGAGGUGUUCAGGCUGAGGGCUGAGAAGGAGGAGGCUGCAAGGAAUAGAAAAGAGGAGGAGGAGCGGAUGAUAAAGGAGGAAUGGGAGACCCAGCAGAGGAAAGAGCAAGAAGUAAAGGAGCAGAGGCAGCAGGACAAGCGAAACAGAGAGGAGGCCGUUCAGAAAAUGUUGGAUGAAGCUGAAAAUCAGCUAGAGAAUGGAGAACAGUGGAUGAAUCCUGAAGCUCCUGUGACAAAGAAUACAGAGAACUUUGGGACAGAGAGGGAUGUAGCCAACUGUCCUUUCUUCCUGAAGACCGGGUCAUGUCGAUUUGGAGACAGAUGUUCUCGGAAGCACGUUUAUCCCACAGCCAGCCCGACUCUGAUGAUCCGUAGCAUGUUCAUAACGUUCGGCAUGGAGCAGUUACGCCGUGAUGAUUACGACGUUGAUGCUUCUUUGGAACACAGCGAGGAGGACUUGCAGGAGUCUUUCCUCGAGUUCUACCACGACGUCCUGCCAGAGUUCAAGAGUGUCGGCAAAGUGGUACAAUUCAAGGUCAGCUGCAAUCAUGAACCACACCUAAGAGGAAACGUUUACAUUCAGUUUGACACAGAGGAGCAGUGUAAAGAGGCAUUCAUCAAGUUCAAUGGGCGGUGGUACGCAGGCCGGCAGCUUCACUGUGAGAUAUGUCCUGUCACACGGUGGAAAAAUGCUAUAUGUGGUUUGUUUGACAGACAGAAGUGUCCCAAAGGGAAGCACUGUAACUUCCUGCAUGUAUUUCGAAACCCUGGCAAUGAAUUCUGGGAGGCCGACAGGGACCUGCACAUGUCACCAGGCCGCAGCGUCCGAGGGAGUCGCAGAGACGGGUGGCAUUCAGAGCGAUAUGGAGACCGAUCGUGGAGGCAACGUCAGUCCAGCAGAAGCCCGCCGAGAUCUGAGAGGUCCCACAGCAGACGGGAGAGUGACAGGUGGAGGAGCAGGAGCAGGAGCAGAGAGAGGAGGGCCUCCCACCAGCACAGAGAGGACAAACGCUCAUCUAGACUCAGUGACAGGAGGAAAGAUUGGUAUCGGAGCAGAAGUAGAGACAGGUCGAGGAGUAGAAGUAGAGACCGAGAGCAGGACAGGCCGAGAAACAGGAGCAGAGAUAGAGACCGGGAGCACAAGUAUAGGAAUAGAAGUGAGGAGAGAGACAGUAGAGAAAAAGAUACAGACACUCAUGGAAAAGCCAGAGAAAGGUCGAGAAGCACAAGCAGAGAAAGAAAGAAACAAAGUAGAGAAAAGAGCCCUAAGAAAUCAGAUAAAAAUGAGAAACCUCCUAAUGAGGACACAAGCACUCGCCGUCGCCACAAACAAUCCAAGAAGAGCAAGAAAAAGAGCAAAAAGAAGCGUAAAAAGAAAAGCCACUUGCCUGAAGAGAAGACCUCAUCUGAAGAGUCCGAAAAGGAGAAAGAGUCAACGGAAGAAACGGUGGAGAAUCUCACUGCAAUGAGUCCCAGUCAAGAGAUAAAGGAAACAGAGCUAAUUCAGAAGAACAAUGAUUUGGAUGAGAGUCCAUGUGCUGACAGUGACAAGUUUAGUCCUGAGGAGAAAAGUGAACAUUCUAACACAGAAAUGCCUGAGUGAGCCUGCUGGAAAAGGUUACAGGAGAACCUCUUAUGGCUAGUUCACACUACACGCCUAGAAACGGACUAGAUUGUAAAGAUAUGUGGAAACAGGCUAUUUUGUGAAUAUGUCUGCCAACAUCAACAAGCAAGACUAUGAGGAAAGUAAUGCACAUUGCUUUAACAAAAAAUCCUGUCUCAUGCAUGGCAUUCUGAGGCACGUUUUCGUGGCAGACAGUUUAGUGAUCAAACAUACUCGUCAAGGAUUCCUCCUGGUGAAAGAUGUAGUGUGUAGUGCUCUGUCGCCAAUCCGCCAUAUAGCUUAAAAACUACAACUUCAAGGUCACAAGACAGCAGGUUGUGUGGUUUGAACAGAACAGCAAUCUGACAAUUUAGAGAGUUGUGUAGUGUGAACGAGGUGUGAAUGGCUCCUAGUACAUUUCAUAAUCUUUGCUCUGCCUUUUCUUCUUACCUAUGUGAAAAUACAGGAAGGAAUAAAUGACUUUGGGUAGGGAUUCAGUGAGUUAGCAACUUUCAUGUGGACAUAUGUGAAUAUUCUGCUUUUGGAAAAUGGUUAAUGUUGCUUUAGUUACUGAGCACUUGAUCACUCGAGCUGCAGCAGUACGUGUUGUCGCUGAGUAAAAACAACAUAAAACAAAAGGUGUUUUUUUAAUACAUUUAUUGUUAAUAACUUUCAAAUAUAAGAAAAAAUGUUGGCAAA
This is a messenger RNA of Centropristis striata (black sea bass), 2813 nucleotides long. It is a transcript of the gene zrsr2, whose product is annotated as zinc finger (CCCH type), RNA-binding motif and serine/arginine rich 2. Gene Ontology annotation, cellular component: spliceosomal complex; U2AF complex. The record is from RefSeq and is a predicted model, not a curated record. NCBI's taxonomy places the organism in Eukaryota, Metazoa, Chordata, Actinopteri, Perciformes, Serranidae. Bases 273 to 2114 code for a protein of 613 amino acids. Gene Ontology annotation, biological process: mRNA splicing, via spliceosome. The transcript is spliced from 11 exons. Gene Ontology annotation, molecular function: pre-mRNA 3'-splice site binding; metal ion binding.